AUCAGUUGUUCUUUCUCCAAGAUCCACCUUUGAAUCUUGGAACCGGGGAUCAUAUCCGAUCUUCACCAUUUUAGCAGUACCUAUUCUAUCACUUUACGAGAUAAAGUUGGUAGAUUAGCUUCAUUAUGUCCAAAUCACCAUCGAAUAGCAAGGAUACCUCCACAUCAAAGACCCAGGAGUCUAACGAAGCUUCGGCAAAUGCGUCCGCCUCGGCUGCUUCGACGCAAGCUGAGAUGGUUAAGGCAUUCCAGGACCUCGCAAGGGGCGAACAACAAGCAGCAGCUCUAGAAGCGAGUUUGGCAAGUUUAGAGAGCAAGCUUGAUGCCUUGUUAGCAUCCUUUGAAGGUGAUCCUGCCUCGUUCGAUGCAAAUCAGAUGAAAGGGGACUCUAAAGAGCAGGGGCCAAAUGCAGAAAAAUAAUAUGCUGCUUUCCUCCUCCUCUACAUAUCGAGCCACGUUGUGUUAAUCUAGCGGGGGCUUCCGCUGUGGC
This is a messenger RNA of Daldinia vernicosa, 489 nucleotides long. RefSeq lists its product as uncharacterized. Bases 126 to 419 code for a protein of 97 amino acids. The transcript has 3 exons. NCBI's taxonomy places the organism in Eukaryota, Fungi, Ascomycota, Sordariomycetes, Xylariales, Hypoxylaceae. The record is from RefSeq and is a predicted model, not a curated record.